AUGCUAGACGAUGCCCAGUUACUUAACGAAACACAAGCUACAAUCUUCAUCAGUGAGACACAAGCCGCCAUCCAAGAGAAUGCCAGCUAUCACUCGCGUCUCUGUGCCACGAUCGAGCUCCUGAAGGACGUACCUACUGCCUUUGCAAAGCAAGCUGCCUACGUAGCAGACCUCAAGAACGAGCUUGAGCAAGCCGAACGGAGGUUAGCAAACCGAGUGGAGGCAACGAAGAAGGAGAGGAAGGAACACGAAGCUAUGCGGGACUCGACAGGGCGAAAGCUUGUCAGUCGACUGACCGGGAAGAAAGGAGCAUGGGCGGAGAGGGCAGGAAAAGAGGAGCGACAAUACGUCGAAGCGCUGGAGAAGGAAGUGAAGGAGCGCGAAAACGUUUCAUGUAUCCAGCAGAUGCUUGAUGAAGCUGAGAGCGCGCUAGCCGAUCUCUCGCUGAAGGCGAAGGAUUUCGAAUGUGCCCAAACAGAGCUCGAUGUCCUAUACACUCGCAUCUUUGAGGGUCCAUCUAUAGAUUUUCCGGAAGAAGAUAAACUAGAGUAUCAAUUCUACGAGACGAAGAAGCACCAUGAAGAGUUACAGAGUAUCGUGGACACUGAGAACACUGUCGUCGAUAUUCUUGAUCGUGCAAAAGCUGCCGCCCAAGAAGCACGAGAUUUGCUCCAGGGAGCGAAGCUAUCUUCAAACCUUGAUCUCCUCCCAAAUCGAAAUGUCUCUGCCUCAAAUCCCUUGAGAAGAGCUGAAAUCAAAGUCGAUGAAGCAGACACACUACUUAAGGAGGCUCUGAAGACCUCAGACGACGUCAGAUAUGUUCGUAAGAUCGCAGUCCCUGGCAGAUUAUUGUAUGGCGAUGUCCUACUCAACAACGGGUACUGGAAGCCAGCUUUCGAAGACCAACUAAGAAAAUCGAUCGCGCAAGCUGAGUUCGUUUCAAGCGAACUUAAAUCCCAGCACACUACGGCUUCGAGACGCGCGGCCAUAGCGAUCGAAAGCCUCGUAGAGGUCGCACAGAUCCUCGAAGAGCGUCGGAAGGCCCUAGCCGCCUGCAGGAGGGCUGCAUUCGAGGAAUGCAUACAGGCACACCCUCCUCCACCCACAUACCGCGACGUCGCAUAA
Cyclocybe aegerita is the source of this 1125-nucleotide messenger RNA. The record is from the annotation of a GenBank genome assembly. NCBI's taxonomy places the organism in Eukaryota, Fungi, Basidiomycota, Agaricomycetes, Agaricales, Hemipholiotaceae.